AGGGUGGCCUGGCGGACCGCUAAUGAGCCGAAAUCCAAAGUUCUAGACCCAACUUCGGCGCUUAUAUACAUAUAUAUAUAUAUAUACACACACGCACGACAUAUAUAUAUAUAUAUAUAUAUAUAAUCUCGAUAUAAAGGUACUUCUGAGGAGCUCACCAUGAGAAACCGGCCAGUUCCCGCUGGCAAAGGGAAUGCCUUCUGUACAGGUACACGGCGCUGCGGCGCAGGCUACGAGGGCGCCGGGCAUGGUGCGAAGGCUUUGCCGGACCUCCCCGCCAGAAGAGGCUGGCCCGCUGAGCCUGGGGCUAGUGGUCUGCCAGAGCAAAAGGCCCACGGUGCCAGCAAGUUAAAUCCCCAGGAGGAAUGCUCUAUAGAGAAAUCAGUGCUUGCCCAGCCGAUAUUUGUUUUUGAAAAGAAGGACUGUUCUUUGAAGCGGCCUGCAGAAGACCCAGUUUGCAAAGCUGAAAAUGAUUCCAUUAGUUAUUCCAGAAAGCGUGCAAGAUCUUCAUCUUUUACUUUCCAGAAGUCUGACUCUCAGUCUAACAAAGAUGCAAGUCUCAGUCACAAAAGAGGGAGAUCUUCUUCCUUUACUAUCAUUCCUACCUUCCCUCCCUCUCAGCCAGUAAAGAAGAAUAACAUAUUCAUGAGCUCAGCUCUUCUUCAAAGAAACCCUGACUUGAUCAAAAGCACAAAAGAAGCAUCUUUGUCCCAAAGUCAAUUGCGGAAUGUCAUUAGACCUGCCAUUUUGCAACCCCCACAAGCCCUGACCUGUGCUGCAAAUCCUAUAGUAUCUCCAAUAACUAAGGAAGAAGCACCUGUUCAGUUAUCUGAAGACAGCUCUUAUUCCUCAGCUGAGAAUGCAGUAAGUUCCAAAACAGCAGAGAGGUCAUCUGCUACCAUGAAUCUUUCUAGCUCUAGAACAGCCAAAAUACAGUCAUUUGAAGGCAGAAGUGUACAUAACAGCAGCAAUUCUGAUUUUGUGUUUGGAGAAAACAUGGUUGAAAGAGUUUUGAGUCCGGAAAAACAUCUAAAGUUGUGUAAUGAAGCUGAUUUAUACAAAGGAGAGGUAACAUCCAUGUACAUAGCAUCUUUUCACGUCAGUCCACAAACAAAAACAGCUUUGUUGAGAAAUGCAACACUAACUGAAUCAGCAGCUGCUUGUAUUUCCAAGCCAGUAGAGAAAAUUCAGUUAGAUAAAGUAGAAGUUAUAACUGGAGAAGAAGCAGAACACAAUGUAUUACAGAUCAACUGCAAGCUCUUUGUAUUUAAUAAGCUUUCUUUAACCUGGAUUGAAAGAGGCAGUGGAUCCCUGAGGCUUAAUGAUACUUCUAGCAAUAACUGUGGGAUGUUGCAGUCAAGGCUAAUUAUGAGAAAUCAAGGCAGCUUGAGACUGAUUCUCAACACCCGACUCUGGGAUCAGAUGGUUAUAAAAAGAGCAAACAGAAAAAGCUUGUGCUUUACUGCAACAGACCAAGAGGACCACUCUGUUCAAGUAUUUCUAAUUCAGGCGAGCUCAAAAGACACUGGGUACCUGUAUGCAGCAAUACACCACCGCCUCGUGGCAUUGCGAAGCUUUGCUGGGCCAGAGCCAGAUGCUAAUCAAGUAGAUGCAGAGACAGAAAUAGUUUUUCAGCCACUAAGCUGCGAUAGCGAUGAUGAAGAUGAUGAAGAAAUAAAUCAAGUGAGCAGCAGUGGAUCUGAUCAUGCUAGAUGGAACCGCAGGCAGCCUGUAGUCUGCUCAUGACACCUACCAGAGGUUAAAACAGGACGGCUGAGAACUCAUCUUCCCAAAAUGUCUAAGCUGACUCAUAUGUCUCUGGAGGGAGGAAAUCAGAUGCAUUUUGCUCUAUGAAUUUUAAUCAAAGAUUAAUUUUAGGAACAGUUUAAUACACUGAGAAAUAACUUGAGAUGCACUUUUGAGGAUUCCAGUCGGCCUGCUUUGCACUGAGAUAGGAAUGACACAGUGGCUUCUAAUAUUCAAGAAGUGUUACAAAGGCUUCAGAUUUUAGAAUUAAAUGUAUUUAGAUGCAUCAUUAAAGUAAGGAAUUUUAUAGGGAAUAAAUUUUUAUUCAUCAUAUUGAUGGAUAAAACCACAUAACCCUGAAAUAAUAAUAUACAUGAAGAUAUAUUUGUUACUUUUCAUCUGUUAUUUAAAAGAUAUAUUUGGAAAGCUUUAAAUAGGGCUUCACUGAAAACAUAUAUUGAAAAUUGUGUGGUAAAAUUCAGCAAUCUGUUUGUAAGUACAUAAAAGCAGAAUUGGGAGUGGCAGCUGAGCAUGACCAACGCCUAUAGAAAACAGCCUUCAUAACAAAUUUUUGUUUUCUGUUUGUUUUGAAAAGAUCUGGAGUAUUUUACUGUUUGUAGAAUUUUGUUAAAGGGCAAAGAACCGCGUUCAGCCUUUACAGCCAUAAGCACCAGGAGAAUUCACAGAAUCACAGAAUCUUCUAGGUUGGAAGGGACUGUCAAACUAACUUUGACAAAAAUAGACACCCACACAACAAAGAAAAAGCAUCACUAUGAACAUCUGCAAGCCAAUUCCAGGGGGCAUGUGAGGUCUAAGAUCUAAAUGUGUCUCUGCUUGCACUCAUGAACACCUUUUCACUAAACAAGCACUUGCACUGUUCUCCAUUUGAUAUACACAAAUAAAUGCAUGGACAGUAUAACUGGAUAUCCACAUAAGAAUUACUCUUAAAUAUGUGAGAUUAUCCGAAAUUACUUCUGCUUUCACUGUAGCUAUCCCUAAACAGCAUAAUUCCUUGAAAUAGAUGAGUAAGUUACACAACCUAAUACGUGCAAAGAUCCCAACAGUGCCAAAGACCCAGUUGCUCUGUAAAAGUGAUUUCCACAAACUUCUGCCUUCUACCUAACCAUUCUCAUGAGAACUUAGAAAAAUCAAUUAUAAGGCCACCUGUGGAUGAAGAUUUAUCAGAUCAUUCAUAAGCCCGUGCACAGUACAGACACCAAUUAUGCUCUGUGUUUUCUAUUAAUUUUGACAAAAGAUGAAGAAAAUACGUCUGUCAUCACUAUGCUGCAACUCUCUGCCACUUCGUAUGUUGUUGGUUACCAAAUAUUAUUUCUUUGUCAUCCUCAAAGCUGAAACAAUGUUCUGAAAUAUCUGAAGUCCUUUUAAUUAAGGUAAUUGUAAUGAUUUCUCAGUCUUAAAAGCUGCACGACACUUGAAGAGUCAAAUUGCAAUUUAGUUUUCCCAUCUGAACAGAUGUAUGAAUUUGGAAGAAUACCGGUUUCUUCCUGAAUUCUCAGUGCCCUGCCAAGAUUAGCAUCCAGGUGAAGUUCAACUAGCAUCUGGAUUAUGCUGGAUCGUAACUAGCCUGCCAAAAUUAGCACUUGUCUGACAUUGAUUUAGCAUCUGGAUGACACUAAGCUUAAGUGGGACUGGAUUUUUGCCUUCAGGAAAAGGGGAUUGCUUCACCACAGACCACCUGUGUCAAAUAGUGAAACACUGGGAUUUUCUUUGACUCUUAAGUCUAUCAAUAACAAAAAUGUUCUUUCUGUAACUAGCUAGCUGUACAUUGUGUCCUUUUCUAUCAGCCUUACACCUGACCACAACAAUAUUUGCAUCACUGACCUUCAUAUUUCAUUGCUGCAACUCACACUUGGGAACAAAACUCCAUGUUAUAAAAACUUCAGCAGUUGUAAAACGGAGCAGGCCUAUGUAUUUAGCAACAGGUCAUGGUGAUAACUUUGCCCUGGAGUUCAGCUGGCUGUGCACUGAAUGCAGAGUUUGAUUUCAAAGUCUGUCCUGAUAAUCAAAGCCUUCUGUGAAAUAGGAUUUAAGCACCCGGGUGUCAUGAUACCCUUCUAAGUUCUACAACAGCUGUAAAAUCCUUGGCAAAUGAAGGAGUGUUCCAGAGCAGGCACAACAGAACUUCUGCAGACACAGGACUUAAACUUUGUCAUUUGCUCCCACAGCAUGAGGAACAAGGCUUAUGAUCUUUCACAAAUAAACAAACUCUCUUUUGAUCUGCCUCUUCGGAAGAUUGUUACAUACAUAUAACUAGUAUAGACACAAACACACACUCCUUAACAUGAAGCUACAUCUCCUAAAAGCUGAGGAGGAAGAGAGGUCUUUAACCAUUUUGAAGAGUUUAGAUACUGUGGAGAUAGAGGACAUACAAAUACAUGUAUGUGCAGACAUAAUUAUGGUAUCAGAUCCUAAUAUUUUAUUUAUUCUAUUUAGUUUCAUUGCACUGAAAUUCAUUGUUUCUCAAGACUGAAGGUAUGCUAAUAUGUAAUAUAUUGACUCGGUUUUAAAAAUGUAAACUUUGUCAUUUUAUGAUAGUUGGAGCAACAAUUUCUAUGCCUGAACAAUAAACAAUUUUCUUACCGCUUUAA
This is a messenger RNA of Calidris pugnax (ruff), 4355 nucleotides long. It is a transcript of the gene RANBP3L, whose product is annotated as RAN binding protein 3-like. NCBI's taxonomy places the organism in Eukaryota, Metazoa, Chordata, Aves, Charadriiformes, Scolopacidae. The record is from RefSeq and is a predicted model, not a curated record. Gene Ontology annotation, molecular function: GTPase activator activity. Gene Ontology annotation, biological process: protein export from nucleus. The transcript has 15 exons. Gene Ontology annotation, cellular component: nuclear pore; cytoplasm. The coding region runs from base 160 to 1746 and encodes 528 amino acids.